AUUGCGAUCGAUUAAUCGAUAAAUGCGCAAAAUUUUACAAACAAUUAAUCGAUUAAUCGAAUCGAUAUCGAACAUCCCUAGUUUGUUUUUAUCUGCUAUUUUGCUAAACGAGGUUUUCUCUAGAAUGUAUCUUCUUAUUCUAAAUUGGGUAGGUUUAUUAAACUACUAAAUUGUGCAGUACUGAAUUAGGUGGUUAACUGUCUACCCCAGUCGUCUAUUGAUCUUCAAGAAUGAGUAUAAAAGGUAUAAAAUUAAUAACCUUUGAUGUUACUAAUACGUUAUUAAAUUUUCGGAUGCCAGCAUGGCAGUUCUACACUUUAAUAGCUCGUGAUCAUGGCUUCAUUGGUAAUGAAGAAUUUGUGAAAGGGCGAUUUAAAGACAGCUACAAAGUAAUGUUAGAUAAAUAUCCAAACUUCGGCAGGUCCAAGAUUACUUGGGAGGAAUGGUGGACUGAAGUUAUUAAGAAAACAUUUGAAGGACAACUUCCACCCUCUGCCAAUAUUUUUAAAAUAGCAGACAAACUUAUUAACGAAUUCAAAACUGCAAACUGCUGGUGCGUGGCACCAGCAGGAGUCAGACUGCUAUGUGAGCUACAAAUUCAACAAAAAACCCUUGGCGUUAUUUCAAAUUUUGAUCCAAGGUUAAAUCAGAUUCUUAGAAGUGUGAAGCUAUGGGAUAAUUUUGACUUUGUGUUAAAUUCAUAUCAGGUAGGGUACAGUAAGCCUGAUAAGAGAAUUUUUGAUCAUGCACUGGAGCAGUGUAAAUUUCUUGUCAGGCCUUCAGAAGCUUUGCAUAUAGGUGAUGAUGUGAAUAAAGAUUAUGAAGGGGCUAAGGCUGCAGGAUGGCAUGCUAUUCUCAUUUCCAAUAAGUAUUUCACUGAGAAACCACCAGCACAAAGACAUGUGUUCAAGAAUUUAGAAGAAUUAAGUUUAAAAAUAAGUCAAAAUAAUCUGCAGCUCUGAUUACACUGUUUGAGUUAGCAAGCUUGUAGAUGGUUAUUAAUUUGUUCUCAAGUUAGAUGUAGUUAUUAUUUCUCAUCAACCAAUAUGUUUGAGACUUAGAUUAAAACAAAAAGGGAUGAUACCGUACGCUCAUACUAGCAUCAAAUAAAAAAAACAACUGAUUGCACUCCAAGAGUGCUGGCAGAAGUGAA
This is a messenger RNA of Chilo suppressalis (striped riceborer), 1153 nucleotides long. NCBI's taxonomy places the organism in Eukaryota, Metazoa, Arthropoda, Insecta, Lepidoptera, Crambidae. The record is from the annotation of a GenBank genome assembly.